Molecule: messenger RNA, 363 nt
Organism: Ostertagia ostertagi
Lineage: Eukaryota; Metazoa; Nematoda; Chromadorea; Rhabditida; Trichostrongylidae
Source: the annotation of a GenBank genome assembly
AUGCUGACGAAGCGCUCAAAAUUAUGGAGAAGCGAAAGCCUAACUUCAUGCGUUUUGGCAGAAGUGCGUCGCUCGGUAAAAAAGGUUCUGAUCCGAAUUUCCUCCGAUUCGGCCGAAACCAACCGAAUUUCCUCAGAUUCGGUAAAGCCGCCGGUGAUCCCAAUUUCCUCCGCUUCGGACGAUCUGCUGGUGACCCAAACUUCUUGCGAUUCGGUAAACGAGGCGUCGACCCAAAUUUCUUACGUUUCGGACGUAAACCGAAUUUCCUUCGUUUUGGCAAGUAGACGAAAAAAUCAUCACGUCAAUUCAACUUCAUCGUUCUUCACCUUGACUUCUUCAUCAUCACGACAUCCCCUCAUCUGA